UGCGCCGGAAGCAGACGAGACCUCGGCGCAGCGGGGCCGCGGCUGGACCCUCCGGGGCCGGCGUCGCCAUGCCGGUCACCGGGAAGGCUUUCCGCCGGCGCCGGGCCGACUCGGAGUCAGACGAAGAUGAGCAGAACUCAGAAGAGGUUCGAUUAAAACUGGAAGAGACCCGAGAGGUGCAGAACUUGAGGAAGAGGCCCAACGGAGUGAGUGCUGCAGCCCUGCUGGUGGGAGAGAAGGUACAAGAAGAGACCACUCUAGUGGAUGAUCCCUUUCAGAUGAAGACAGGAGGUAUGGUGGACAUGAAGAAACUGAAGGAAAGGGGCAAAGAUAAGAUCAGCGAAGAGGAAGACCUCCACCUGGGGACGUCGUUUUCUGCGGAAACCAACCGAAGGGAUGAAGACGCCGACAUGAUGAAGUACAUUGAGACAGAGCUGAAGAAGAGGAAAGGGAUCGUGGAACAUGAAGAACAGAAAGUAAAGCCCAAGAACGCAGAGGACUGUCUUUAUGAGCUUCCCGAAAACAUCCGCGUCUCCUCGGCAAAAAAGACAGAGGAGAUGCUGUCCAACCAGAUGCUGAGCGGCAUCCCCGAGGUGGACCUGGGCAUCGAUGCUAAAAUAAAAAAUAUCAUUUCCACGGAGGAUGCCAAGGCCCGCCUGCUGGCGGAGCAGCAGAACAAGAAGAAAGACAGCGAGACGUCCUUCGUGCCCACCAACAUGGCAGUGAAUUACGUGCAGCACAACCGAUUUUAUCACGAGGAGCUCAAUGCCCCCAUACGGAGAAACAAAGAAGAGCCCAAAGCCCGUCCCUUGAGAGUGGGAGACACAGAGAAGCCAGAGCCUGAUCGGUCCCCCCCUAACCGCAAGCGCCCCUCUAAUGAGAAGGCCACCGAUGACUAUCACUAUGAGAAGUUCAAGAAGAUGAACAGACGGUACUGAGGGCGACGGGAGGGGAGGCCUGCGGGAUGGGCUGUAAGUAGCCCUGUGCUUCACCCCUCACCCUGGGGGAGGCUCCUGGACAGACACCCGACCAUUCCCAGCAGACAGUUCCCAGAACUGACUGUUAGCUGGCUGCUUACCUGCUGGGUUUUCAGGCUCUGAAUUUGUAACCUUUUGAAACAAAACAAUGUGUGGUUUUCUUAUUGGGGGCAAACUAUUCCUGCGAGCGUUAUUAAAUCCUGUUCGUAAAUUG
This is a messenger RNA of Miniopterus natalensis, 1191 nucleotides long. RefSeq names its product chromosome 12 C9orf78 homolog (gene C12H9orf78). Gene Ontology annotation, biological process: mRNA splicing, via spliceosome. NCBI's taxonomy places the organism in Eukaryota, Metazoa, Chordata, Mammalia, Chiroptera, Miniopteridae. The record is from RefSeq and is a predicted model, not a curated record. Gene Ontology annotation, cellular component: spliceosomal complex.